This is a messenger RNA of Thalassophryne amazonica, 1354 nucleotides long. It is a transcript of the gene tpgs2, whose product is annotated as tubulin polyglutamylase complex subunit 2. Gene Ontology annotation, biological process: protein polyglutamylation. The coding region runs from base 101 to 982 and encodes 293 amino acids. The record is from RefSeq and is a predicted model, not a curated record. Lineage: Eukaryota; Metazoa; Chordata; Actinopteri; Batrachoidiformes; Batrachoididae. The transcript has 7 exons.
CCCGUGGGCUCGUGUCUUCUUGUCUGGCUAAUGAUACACCGAGAGACGAUGCGUCCAGAGUUUAUUUAUGUAGUCUAGACUUGUGACCUCAGUUCUCCAAAUGGAAGAGACACAAGAGAGCUUAGUGUUUAAAGGCGUUGCCGAAAGGCUGACACUUGGCAUCACUCGUAUACUUGAGAACAUGCCUGGUGUGGUGGAUGUGCGGUUUGUGGAGAGGGAACCUGCAGAAAAAAGAUGUCUGCUGUCCUGGGAGCAGAAGAACACCUGCAUUCUGCCAGAAGACCUGCGAGAUUUUUAUCUGACGACUGAUGGCUUUACUCUUACCUGGAAUGUUAAACUAGACGGUGAAUGUGUUUCUUUAGGUUGCAUGAUGAUUAACAGCAUGGCUGAGCUUUGCCCACUGGUCCGGCCAGUUUCACCUUUCUCUCUCCCCAGUGCGCCCACUCUGGCUGAUCUGGAUUGGGAGGAGAACAGCACAGAAUGUGAGUCAGAAAUUGCUCCAUUUGCACCCCAUUUUGAUUCCCAGAGCCGCAUCUUUGAGCUAGAUUCCUGUGGUGGGAAUGGAAAAGUGUGUCUGGUCUACAAGAAAUGCAACCCAGGUGUGGUAGCCCAGCAGAGUGAAAUCUGGUUCUUGGACCGCUCGCUGUGCUGGCAUUUUCUAACAAAAACCUUCACUUCCUACUACCGACUGAUGAUCACCCAUCUGGGUUUGCCUGAGUGGCAGUAUGCCUUCACCCCAUAUGGCCCCGGCCCCCAGGCCAAGCAGUGGGCAUCCCUAUAUCAGCCCUUGAUCUUCAGUUCGGAACUGACUCUGGCUGAUCCUGCUGGGGAUUCCCACCUGAACCAGUUAGACCCCACCAAGGCCUUUAAGGGCAAAGCCAAGGUGCUUGCGCCCAAGAAGAAGCAGUCACCACAGUGUAGUGUAAGCAGUGCUCCCAAGAACCAAAGCAGCAUAAGUAGAAAUAGUGGGACAAAGCGGUGAAAAGGAUUCCAUCCAUGGAGGACACGUCCAUCACCUCUUCUGACAGUGCAACCAAAAAUACCUUGAAACGGUGAGCAAAUCGUCCAAUGGCUGUCCUGUGAGAGACUGCAGCUCUGAGCCCCACUACUGCAUGCUGUUGAUAACUGAGGUCUAUAUAGAUCUUUAACCACCAUUUUCUCUGGCUCAGCACGAAGUUAACAUGUUGAUCAAUGAAGGAGAUUGCACUGACUUUGAUUAUUUGAAUUUGAAGCUGUAAUGACAGUAAUGCAGCCUGUUCCAAUAACACAUUUAUUUGGCCUGCCUUCGAAGAGUCAGUUCAGCAUUUCAGUACGCACCGUGCAUGCUGGGUUCAAAGUUCAUGACUACCCAAAA